AUUAGAAAUCUUUAGAUCUACAUCUAGAUCUAGAUUUUGUUUCUAGAAUUUAGAUUCUAAAUCAUACCCUAGAUCUAGUCUAAUAGUUACACAACACUGCCUACACUAGUUACUAUAUAAGUUACAGAUAUGAGAUAAGACUAAGAGUUAAAGUUUAUACUGUUGAUAAUCUCAUAAGAAUCUAAACUCAGUCUACCAUGGUCAUCUUGGAUGAAGGCUUACUGAAACAUCUCAUACCAGAAAGAUGUAUACAACAGUUUUGGUGAUCUUUAGUGUCCAAGGUGCAAUAAUCUACAAGCGAUAUUUCAACAUAGCUAUAUGGAAGAGAGGAUGACUGUAGACAAAAAUGCAGAGCAGGCAAGUUACAGCCAGGUACCACUCCCAGUUCCACAAACAGGCCUUCUAUUGCCUACAGGACAGCACAGAGACAGGGAGUUUAUAUGUGGUUGGGGGGCCGCCUUCAUUAAUAUAUGCAUAACAUUUCCUAUCAACAAAACCAUCUUCCGACAGCAGCUGCAUGGAGUCUCCAUUACUCAGGCUCUCCAACAGCUCCGCAGUGAUGGUGUGCAAUAUUUAUACCGUGGGCUGCUUCCUCCUCUGCUUCAGAAGACAUCGUCUCUGUCAAUCAUGUUUGGAGGCUACUACAUGUCCCAAGAUUUUCUCCAAGUUCGGCUGCCCAGCCUGAGUGUCUAUGUGAACCACACAAUAGCUGCCAUGACGGCUGGCACUUUGGAAGCAGUCCUGAACCCUUUUGAAAGAGUCCAAACACUGAUGCAAACUGCUAAAUAUCACAACAGAUUCAGCAACACACUAGAUGCCUUCAAGCACUUGCGGCAAUAUGGGCUGAAGGAGUAUUACAGGGGUCUUAGCGUGAUUAUUCUACGCAAUGGGCCUAGCAAUGUUGCCUUCUUCUUGGGUCGUGAGUGGCUUCAGAAACAUGUUCCCAAGAGCAAUACAGGAACUGAAAAGAUGUUGAAAGACUUUAUCUGUGGCGCCAUGUUGGGCAUGUUGAUCAGCUCUGUUUUUUACCCUCUCAACGUCAUCAAAACCCAGAUGCAAUGCAAACUUGGCGGUCCCUUUGAUGGCAUCUGGGUCACCUUCAAGAGACUCUGGCAGGAGAGAAAUGGCAGCGUUAGAGGUAUAUUCAAAGGGGUCCAUCUCAACUACAUGCGUUCCUUUUUGUCCUGGGGAAUCAUCAAUGCUUCCUUUGAGUUCCUGAUGGAGACACUGUAUAAUGAGAGACACCAGAGGCCAGGCAUCAGAUAAACUUUGGAGUUGUUAGAUGUUUUCUUUGGUAUGUAUCAUACUUUAAUUUACUGACCAUUGAUGUCUGGAACAGAUGUAGAAUAUAUGAGGAAAAAUCACAGUAGCCUCACAUUACUACUUGCAAGGCCACUAAAGUUUUGUGUUAAACAAUUAUUGUUUUUCUGUAUUAUUUUUGUUUCAGAUGAAAGCAUUGCACCACAGCUGUUAUUUCUUUGUUUUUUUUAUAACCAGUGAAUUAACUUAGUACAAGGAAAUUGUCCUCUAGAUUUUCUUUUUUCAGAAAAGUUAGACAACUGUGUUUUUAUUCAUCUAUUGUCUUUGGAUACUUUCCAAACUGAGAACUAUAGCUCUAUAACUUAUAUUAAUGAGAUUUACAGUUCUAUAACCUUCUAUAUUAAUAAAUGUUAACACAUCUGUGCUAUACAUUUGAUCAUUUUGUUUAUUUUGAAUUUGUGACUUUCAUGCACCACAACAACCUCAUGCAAUGUAUGUUCAGUUUCCUAGAACCUUCUCCAGUUGUUGUUGUCAUUGAAAACUGUUGAUCAUUUCUAAAAGGCUUUCCAUCUAUUGGAAGGCAUUCCUGCCUUAAGAAAUAUUUGGGCCCCAGACUGCCCUGUAUGUAUGGACCCCUCUUCUUUCCCCUCACAUGCCAGAAACCUUCAAAUACAUAUAUAAAAUGCAUAAAAAGGGUAAAGGGGCCCUCCUGUUGGGACCCCGGACCAAAGUCCUGUUUGUUCCCCUAUGUUAGCGAACCUAUAGUAGGAAGUAGUGAUCUUGCAAUUAAAACAACAACUUCUAAAUAGCUAUACCAACAGAAUUGUUUUCAUACUCUAAAGCAUGUAGAGCCUGUUAGUUUGUUACUUCUAUAACAAUAUAACAGCUCAGGUUUAGCUAUUUAAUUAUUUGUUUCAUUCACUUGUUCGGUGAGUACUAAUUUAAUCAUACUGAUAAUUCAGAAAUAUAUUUUUGUUCUUUUGAAGAACAGGCACAUUAAUAUAAAUUGUAAUAUUUACAGUUUUUGUUUCAUUUCCAAAGUUUUCUUGUUGAGUAAAAUAUUAUUUGAUACUAGUGCACAAACAUGUCAAAUUUUAAAUUUUGUCAACAAAAAAAACUUUCAGUAAAACUCAUUUAAUAUAUCAGAUUGUGUUAGAGCGGAUAAAAUAUUUUUUUUCUUGUCUCAUUUUUUUUCUUUAAAAAUGGAAAUGAUUUUUAUAAAAUAUUUUCUCUUUUUUUUUUCCUCCACUACUUUGAAAAUCAUCUUAUAUAUUUAUAGUAAGUUGUAAAAGAAGCUUAACAAUCUGUUCUGUGAUUCAUUAGACAAAUAAUUUAAGAUUUAUACAUUUCAUAUAAUGCAAUAUACAUUGUAUAAAGAUUACCAGGCAUAUAAUGAAAUAUAAAUUGUAUAAAGAUUAACAGGCACACUUUAAACUCUCUAUCUUUAUAAGAAACAUUCUUGGUAGAUAGUGCCUAUUUUACAAAGAAAAUAUAUUAUAAUAAUAUAUACAUAAAUUUGACUGUUAGUUUAUAAAUUCUAGAUUUAUUAUGAAAUAAUAUCAAGGUAUUUAUGCAGACAUGGUAGUGGUCAGUUUCUUUUUUCUUCCAUUUAUAAAUAUAUAUGCUGUUCAUACUUAAUUACACAUUAUAAAUGUUAAAUUUAACGUUUAUUAGUGUAUGAAUUUUAUUCAAGCAUUUGAGUCUUCUGCGUUUUAAACAUUUUUCUGUGAGACGUUCUAUGGUUGGACUGACAUGGAAGACUAGGGUGCAUCUGUGCUAAACAAAAACAUUUUGUUUCAAGACUUUGUUUGUUUUUUUUUGGUCUGUGUAAUAGUACCCUAGUGUUUCUGCUUAUCAAUAUUUUAUUUAAUCAAUAUUUAAAUAUAUCUGUAAUCAAAUUAAAUACCCUAAUAAUUAUUGACAUUUUAUGUUCAAUAAACUAUUACAAUGGCAAUAAUGUGUAUGUAUUCAAGGUAAAAGUGUAAAUAGCUGUGACGCCAUCAUUAAUGAAAUAGUCAACAGCUAUUAUUCCAUACCUAAUAAGCAAUGCUCACUGAGUUGUCAGCGUUGAUCUGUUAAUAGUUGAUAUACUCUUUGGUUUCUACAUUUAGUUUCGCAGCCAACAGUUUGAAUGUUUGUUUGAAUGUCUGCCGUGUAGAUAUACCUAUACAAACUUCUCAGUUCCAUUGUUUUUUAAUGUGAACAUAUUCUAAGUGAAACAUUAGUUUUUUGAAACUGAAAAUCAACUGACCACAGUUAAACAAUGUACAUUUUUUCAUAUUUAUUUCAUAGUUUUGUUUAUAAAAAAUACUAACAUUAGCUUCAAUGUUUCUGCAUUGAUUUUUGCAGGUUUUUCUGAGUGUGAUGAUUAUAAUGUUGACUGAUAAUGUCAUAUACUGCCUAUAAUGUUUCUAUUUUCUUAAUAGUAAAGAGUUUGGCAUAAUGUAUAAGCAUAGUUUAUAUAUUGAUAUAUCGAUAUCUUUAUUUAUUUCUACGUUACUGCGCUUCAGAUUUUAUUUUUUUUGUGAUUCUGUCAUUUUAUUUUAUAAUAUGUAGCAACUGUGUAGUGCUUUUGAGCCUUAAUUCAUGUUUUAAUUCUUAUUACUUAUAUUUAAGUUAAGAGUUAAAACUCAUUGGCUACCCAAUUCAUGGCUUUUCUAAAUUUGAAAAAAAAAAGAAUUUACUUGUAUUCUUUAGUUAACAAAGUAAUAAACUUCAGUUUUUAUGUUUCACUGACUCUGAAAGUAUGCCAGUUGGGCCAAUACAUUUUGUUUUGUGUUGUUUUUCCCUCCACAUUGUAAGAAGUCAGUUUGUUUCUGUGAAAUAGAAACUGAGUUCUAGUGCCCAUACUAUCUGUUGUAUUGUACAGUAAAUUCACAUGUUCAUGGUGAAUCAAAGAACUUAAUAUUUUCAAUAAGAUCUUUACUUCUAAUCAGUAGAACACAAAUAUAUAAUCUAAUUGUACUCUGGGUUGUGUUAGUCACUGACAACUCCCAAAUAUUGUUCUUUUGUAAACAGAGGUGUGAAUGUGGUGUCUCCUUGUUCUUACUAUAGAUUUCAACUGGGUCUAAGUAGCUUCUUGUUCUUUCCAGCAUGUAAACAGAGGUGUGAAUGUGGUGUCUCCUUGUUUUUACUAUAGAUUUCAACUGGGUCUAAGUAGCUUCUUGUUCUUUCCAGCAUGUUAACAGAGGUGUGAAUGUGUCUAAGUAGCUUCUUGUUCUUUCCAGCAUGUAAACAGAGGUGUGAAUGUGAUGUCUCCUUGUUCUUACUAUAGAUUUCAACUGGGUCUAAGUAGCUUCUUGUUCUUUUCAGCAUGUAAAACAUGUCCAUUGCUGAAAGUGUGAAUGUAGUCAGUAAUACUUAGGAGAAUGUUGAAUGGCCAGCUGGGGAAUCAGUUGGGAAUGAGAAAAACAAAAUGUCCAUAUUAGUUAAGUAAACAAAAACCUUGAGGAAUAUAUAAAUCACAUCUUUGUUGGUACAUUUUUUCUCCAACAUUAUUGGUCUGAUCUGAGAUAUGGAUUAAGAUGAAAAUAUCUGCAUAAAAGUAGUUUAAAGUGUAUAAAGAAUGAAGCAAUUGUUUUGCAAGAAAAAAUGAGCAUAAUUAAACUUACUCUGCAUAAAAGUAGUUUAAAAUGUAUAAAGAAUGAAGCAAUUGUUUUGCAAGAAAAAAUGAGCCUAAAUGAAACUUACUCUGUUUGGCUUUUAUUUUCGUGUAAUUCAUCACAAGACAAAAUUCACUCAAAUUGUUUCUGUUUUGCAGAAACGUGAAGACUUCAUAUUUUCAUUUUCCAAAUCCUGUAGCAACGUUUCAUUGCUGUGCUUGUGGAAUGUUAAUGUUCAAUUUCUCUAACUACUUGGUCUGCUUACGGCUCAGGAGCUAUUUGUAUCUAGGACACCAUUAAGUUUCUCUUCUAGUCUCAGAAGUUUGCAAGUAGGUUCUAUACAUUUCAAUGUGAAGGGUACAUAGCUUAGAGCUGUUGUAGACAGCUUGUCAUUAUAGUCAAUAUAUUUGAUAUGCAAUAAGAUUCAGCAUUUUUCACUGGGUGCUGUGUAUGUAACGUCUUACCUCACUAAUUAUCUUUAUCUUAAAGCAUGUGCUAAUGCUGAUGGCAAGCAUUUUUUUGUUAUAUGGGUUAGGGUUAGUUGUUCAAGAUCUUAUAUAAAUUGAUAGGCAUUAGAUAAUCUAAAUAGUAAUUUGGUUCAUAUCUAAACUGAGUCUCAGGAAAUUUCUUAGUUUCUUAUCUUAUCUUAUCUUAUAUAAUACAGACGUUACUUCAAAAAAGAAGAUGAUUACGUCCUACGCGUCAUGCAUUUAGUCAUGCAUAUUAACCAAUGACUUAAAUUUCUUCUUGAAGAAAGUAGUAUGAUUAGUUUGGAGAUAACAUUAUUAGAUGGAUUUUAUUGACAUCGGUAUGUACCUAUGUCCAUAAAGUGAACGUUUUUAAAAUUUUCGAAUGAAUUGAUGACAGUGUUUAGUUUAAUGUUUAGUUUUUUUUUAACUAUUAAUGAAUGAACCUUAAGCAUAUUGUUUAAUACAACACAAUUUCACUUCAGUCUGUUUAAUAUUAAUGUCAGUGAUGAUCUACUUAUUUAGUUUUUUUUUUGUUUGUAUUGUGUCUAUGUGACAUUAUAAUUAAAACUGAAGGUCUCUUUGCAAUAAAAAAAGUUGGGCCCUUUUUGAAUAAUCAUGUUUCUGUCUUCCCUUUGUCUCUGUACUAGACUCUGCUUUUAUUUCAAGAUUUAAAAAAAUAUAAUAGAAAGAUAGUAAGAUUAUAGUCAAAUAUUCUUAAUUUAUUGAAUGAAAAUCAUUUAUUUUGUGUGAAUUUUUUGUGUAUUCUAGAAUUGUGAUGAUUAUAUUAAUGAUUGUGAUGUUAAUGAUUUCAUUUGUUUUAGGAAUGAAACAUUAUUUGUUUGUUCCAUAUUGUGAAAAAAAAAUAACAAGAAAAAUGUUAACAUUUCAUUUUAUGAAUGAGUUGGUUUAUCUAAUGCACUGAACUAUAGAAGUGUGAUUAAAGUUUAUUGAACACCUUAUUAAAUAACUUGUUUUUCCUUUGUAAUUCACCAUUAUGCUUGGGGGACACUUUUAGUUUAAUUUCCAGAGUGUGUGUGUGAUGCACUGAUGAUAGCUUUAUACAAUAAAUAUUCUCAAUUUUC
Biomphalaria glabrata is the source of this 6414-nucleotide messenger RNA. RefSeq names its product mitochondrial nicotinamide adenine dinucleotide transporter SLC25A51-like. The coding region runs from base 319 to 1266 and encodes 315 amino acids. The record is from RefSeq and is a predicted model, not a curated record. NCBI's taxonomy places the organism in Eukaryota, Metazoa, Mollusca, Gastropoda, Planorbidae. The transcript has 4 exons.